Diabrotica balteata is the source of this 531-nucleotide messenger RNA. NCBI's taxonomy places the organism in Eukaryota, Metazoa, Arthropoda, Insecta, Coleoptera, Chrysomelidae. The record is from the annotation of a GenBank genome assembly.
AUGACGCCUACGCCUACAUAUUUAAUACACAAUUCAAUAUUGGUUUCUUUUUCCCAAAGAAAGACCAAUGCGACUUGUGUGAAUCAUUUAAAAACGCGCCUGACGAAGAAAAAGAAAAAAUUACAAUGUCAGUAUAAGUCACAUCAAGAGGAAAAAGAACUAAGUAGAACUGAGAAAGCUUCAGACAAAGAAAAAGCAAAAGAAGAUGGAUCAAAUACAGUUUUGGUAAUGUAUGACCUACAAGCUGUCCUGCCAGUACCUAUGGGACAAACAUCAGCUUUUUACUAUAAAUCAAGAUUAAAUUGUUUUAAUUUUACGAUAUCAGAAAUAGGCAAUGACAAGACAUCCUGUUACUUCUGGCAUGAAGGUCUAGGACAUAGAGGAGCAGUCGAAAUUGGUUCAUGUGUCCUUUCAUUUCUUGAAGAAAUCGCUAAUACACAUCCUCAAUCUGACAUAAUUCUUUAUUCCGAUAACUGCGGUGGUCAGCAAAAAAAACAGAUUUGUCCUUGCAAUGUAUUACUACGCAAUUAA